Molecule: messenger RNA, 504 nt
Organism: Aaosphaeria arxii CBS 175.79
Lineage: Eukaryota; Fungi; Ascomycota; Dothideomycetes; Pleosporales
Exons: 2
Coding region: 97-504 (135 amino acids)
Molecular function (GO): carbon-sulfur lyase activity
Source: RefSeq, a predicted model, not a curated record
AUUUCAUUGGCACUGUCUCUUUCAACUUAAGAGCGAAAUUGUCUGACUUAUACCAUCUUUAUAAACCAUCUCAACCUCCGAUUACCCAAUUUCAACAUGCCUUCUGGUCAGUGUAUGUGUGGUGCAAUCAAGUUGCAGGUCUCUGGCGACCCAGUCGCUGUAGGCCUCUGCCACUGUCUUGACUGCCGCAAAACCUCUGGCAGCACGCAUGCCACCAAUUGGUUCGUCCCCGAAGCCAUGUUCUCAGUCGAAGGAAACCCCAAGACCUUCGAAACAACUGCGAACAGUGGCAGUAUUGUCACGAGCUACUUUUGCGAAACCUGUGGAGUCACAAUGUAUCGCGCUGGAACUGGCAUGCCAGGGAUGAUGUUUGUCAAGGCGGGCGUUCUGGACGACCCUGAGCUCAUCAAUUCGUUUGUGCCGCAAGGCGAAAUCUUUGUUUCUCGGCGUGCGGAGUGGUUGUCGCCUAUUUCUGGGGCAUCGCAGAAGGAGGAGAUGAUUUGA